AUGGAUAUUGUUUCUGGUGUGUUAGCUCAAAUCUCAACUUUAAUUGUAGGUGAGGCAAACUUGUUAGGAGGGGUUGGACAAGAGAUCCAACGCAUGGUUGAUGAACUUGGACAUAUGCAGGCUUUCUUAAGAUUUGCAGAAUCUAAGGAAGAAGAAGACCCUCGGCUUGAAGAGUGGAUCGUGCAAGUUCAAGAUGUUGCUUAUGAUAUCCAAGAUGUAUUGGAUGAAUUCAUGUUGCGUUUCAGGCAUCAUCAUGGACAGGGUUUUUAUGGACAUGUUCGGAAGAUUUUCUCCUCCAUGAAGAACUUGCGGGAGCACCAUCGAAUUGCUUGUGUGAUACAAGGCAUUAAGUCUAGAAUCACUAGUAUAUCUGAAAGUUACAAGAGGUACCAAUUUGAAUAUGGUGCUUCUUCUAACCAAGUCUUAUCAGCUUCUUCAUCGGUUGUCACCAACAACAACUCAUGGCGGGAUUACAGAGAUGACACCCCGCUCCUUGUAGAAGAAGCAAAGCUGGUCGGAAUUGAUGGCCCGAAACAGCAGCUCAUUUCUCAACUCCUUGAUGGCGAUCCCGAGCUUAAAGUUGUAUCAGUUCUUGGAAUGGGAGGAAUAGGGAAAACUACUCUGAUUAAAAAAGUCCAUGGAGAUGGAAAUGUGUUAAGACAUUUCCAAGUCCUUGCCUGGGUUACAAUUUCGCAAACAUAUGAUAUGAAAGAGUUGCUUAAGGAAUUGAUUCAACAACUUUAUAUAAGCGUUGGAAAAUAUAGUCAUCGGGAAGAAGCUAAAACCGAGCAGCUAAAAGCGCUUGUCAAGGACUUUCUCCAAAACAAGAGGUAUGCAAUUGUCUUUGAUGACGUUUGGGACUCAAAUUUUUGGGAGGCAAUUAAAUUUGCAUUGCCUGAAGGUUGUCAUGGAAAUCGUGUGAUACUAACUACUCGAAUAGCAGAUGUAGCUCGUGCCUCUGGUGCAGAAUUUAAUAGCUAUGUUCACCAAAUGCGACCAUUAUCUUCUGAUGAUUCUUGGACUCUUUUUUGCAAGAGGACGUUCAAAGAUAAUUGUUGUCCUGUCCAUCUCAAAGAUGUUGCUCUUAGAAUAUUGAGAAAAUGCAUUGGACUGCCACUUGCAAUUGUGGUAAUUAGUGGAGUAUUGGCAUCGAAAGACAAUGGAAAAAUAGAUGAAUGGAAUAUGGUUGAAUGCAGCCUUGGCGGUGAACUUGAGUUUAGUGGUAAAUUGAGUGCAGUUAGAAAAAUUUUGUUGCUAAGUUAUAAUGAGCUGCCAUAUCAUUUGAAGACUUGUUUGUUAUAUGCAAGUAUUUUCCCGGAGGAUUACAAAAUAAAAGAGUCGAAUUUCAUUCGAUGUCUGGUUGCAGAAGGAUUCGUUGUACAGAAAUCGAGGAUGACAAAAUAUGAGGUGGCACGAGCCUAUCUUGAUGAACUUGCCAACAUGAGUCUUAUUCAAGUUUCAGAUGGAUCACCUGGUACGGAUUUUUUUAGAGUGUAUCAAAUUCAUGACCUUCUGAGAGAAAUCCUUCUUUCAAAGGCAAUGAGACAAAAUUUUGCAACUAUAGUAGCCUCAGGGGAGCAUCCAAUUAGGUUGCCUAGAAAGGUUAGACGCCUAGCAUUCCAUGAUUUCAAAUCUGAUGCUAAGGGAAGUUCCAUUUCCUUCAAGCAUUUGCGAUCUUUGAUUUUCAUCAACUCUUUGGAACCUUUGUCAAAAUCCCAGCUUUCUCGGAUGUUACAUGGUGGCUUUAGGCCAUUGAAGGUAUUAGAUUUGGUAAGUACAGGUUUAAAGGAAAUUCCCAAAGAAGUGUUUACACUGUUUUACCUCACUUCUCUGAAUCUCAAACACACAAAGGUGAAGAUCAUACCAAGAUCCAUUGGAGCUCUAAAGAAUUUAGAGUUUUUGGAUCUAUCAUACACCAAUGUGAGCGAGGUACCAGAAGACAUACUGAAGAUAAAGGGACUGAUUCAUCUAAUCGUGUAUCGAUGUAGUGUGAGUUCAGGAUUUACCGUCAAGGGGUUUAAAGGCCCAAAUAAUAUCUCCAAGUUUUCCUCUUUGGAGCAGUUGUUGUGCAUAGAAGCAAAUGAAACAGUGAUCAAAGAGAUAGAAAAGCUCAAGAAAUUGAAGAUACUGGCCGUUACGAUUAUAAAAAGAGAAGACCAGAAACACUUUUUCUUCUCUCUUGGAAAGCUCACCAAUCUUAGGGAACUUUUUCUUCAAACAGCAACUUCUGAUGAGGUAAUUGAUCUUGAUGACAUUAACUCUUCAUUCUGUUCAGGUCUCCAAAAUCUCCAAAAUUUAUGUUUGAUUGGUCGCUUGAAAAGGUUACCCCAUUUAAUGUCUUGCUUAAAAGGAUUGCUUGCGGUAAAGUUGGUUUCGAGCAGGUUGAAGAGUGAACCUCUUGAAUCUCUCCAACACUUGCCAAAUUUGCGAGGGAUUUUGUUCGACCAAGCUUAUGAGGGAGCGGUUUUGAACUUCAAAUCUGGGUGUUUCUUGAAACUUGACAGUUUGAUCCUUGUCAAGUUACAUAGUUUGGAAUAUCUGAGAAUAGAAGAAGGUGCAAUGCCUAACCUUGGAACGUUAGCUAUCAUAUCCCUUCAAUCAUUGCAGGAAUUUCCUUGGGGAGUUCAACACUUGGCAAAAGUCCAACAACUGUAUUUGGAGUUGAUGAGUGAUAAAGUGACUGUUGAACUACAGAAUCAUCACGAAGAUAGUGAAAAUUAUAAGAAAAUAAGUCACAUUCUUCAAAUUUUGAUCUGGGAUCGCGAAGACGGAUGGUGUAGACACCCACAAUAUUGGAAGACAAGAAAACCAGGCAUGAGCUUUACUGGACUACCUGCUCACGUCGAGGGAAUCAACAACCAUCAGGAACCUGUGGGAUACUAUUCUGUCGCGACUCCUUCAGAGGUUGCAUACAUACGGUGA
Molecule: messenger RNA, 2922 nt
Organism: Oldenlandia corymbosa var. corymbosa
Lineage: Eukaryota; Viridiplantae; Streptophyta; Magnoliopsida; Gentianales; Rubiaceae
Source: the annotation of a GenBank genome assembly